Molecule: messenger RNA, 1056 nt
Organism: Closterium sp. Yama58-4
Lineage: Eukaryota; Viridiplantae; Streptophyta; Zygnematophyceae; Desmidiales; Closteriaceae
Source: the annotation of a GenBank genome assembly
AUGUCGUCCCCGCCGAGCUCCGCGCAGCAGCCCGCGGCGCAGCAGAGCCUUCUGGCCAAGAAACUGGUCAUGGGGGCAAGCGUGGUGCUCUGGAUCGCUUUAAGCUUCUCCGUUAUUAUCUUCAACAAAUACAUUCUCGAUAGACGACUGCUCAACUGGCCGUUCCCAAUCAGUCUGACGAUGGUGCACAUGGCGUUCUGUUCGUCGCUGGCCUUCCUGCUCGUCAACGUCUUCCGCGUCGUGCAGCCGCUGCCCGGCGGGCUCAAGCCCGACAUCUACUGCACCAGCGUGCUGCCCAUCGGCGCGCUGUACGCGCUGAGCCUGUGGUUCUCCAACUCGGCGUACAUGUACCUGUCCGUGUCCUUCAUUCAGAUGCUCAAGGCGCUCAUGCCCGUCGCCGUCUACCUGCUCGCCGUCGCCUUCCGCAAGGACGCCUUCCGCGCCGCCACCUUCGCCAACAUGCUUCUCAUCGCCAUCGGCGUCGCCGUGAGCGCGUGGAGCGAGGCCAACUUCAACGCCACGGGCGUGCUGCUGCAGCUCGCCGCCGUGGCGUUCGAGGCGACGCGCCUGGUGCUCAUCCAGAUGCUGCUGACGGCCAAGGGCAUCUCGCUCAACCCCAUCACCAGCCUCUACUACAUCUCGCCCGUCUGCCUGCUCUUCCUCUCCGUGCCCUGGUUCCUCGUCGAGUUCCCCACGCUCGUCCCCGCCAUGGCGGCCGGCGCGCACCCCAGCGCGCUCGUGUUCGGGGCCAACUGCGUAUGCGCGUUUGCGCUGAACCUGGCGGUGUUCCUGCUGAUCGGCAAGACAUCGGCGCUGACGAUGAACGUGGCGGGGAUCGUCAAGGACUGGCUGCUCAUCGCCUUCUCCUGGUCCGUCAUUGCCGACCAAAUCACCACCCUCAACCUCCUCGGCUACCUCCUCGCCUUCGCCGGCGUCUGCUGGUACAACCGCGUCAAGAUGCACGAGAUGAACGCCAAGGAAGCAGCAGCUAAGCAGGCGCAACAAACGGACGAGGAGACGGGCCUUCUUGAGCCGCCCAGAGAGGCUCAAAAGUAG